AUGUAUUUAUAUGUUUUAUUAGCUAUUCUUAAACAACGUAUUUAUACUAAACGGUUACCUUCAUCUUUUAAUUUACUCGAUCAUUCUAUUGAUAAUGUUGGACAAAUGUUGUUAAAACAACCAGUACUCAAUCAAGAUAAACGUGCAACGUUAUCUUAUCGCCGAUUGAAAACAAUUGCACAAUUUAAAUAGAAUUUCAAUCAUAUUCUUCCAUUGAAACAAUUCUUCUAUCUUACUAAUGGUCCUAAAUAUAUACCACCAUGUCAAAGUCUUUUCCCACAUCAAUCAAUUGAACAGAUUAUCACUCGAGAAUACAAUAACAUUGUUCGAUGCUUUGAAUUUGGCCUAGCAAAGAAUUGUAUUUCAUGUUCUGAUAAACGAGCAAAAGAUUUCUUUGCAGUUGUAGAAAAUCUUCCUUGUCAAUUGUAUACAACAGCAUUGUUUUCUCAACUAUUAGCUCGUGUUCAACAUGAAUCUCGUACUAUCAGAGGUAUUCGACGUCAACUUAAGACAUCAAAUGUUGUGAUACGACCAACUGACAAAAGUAAAGUGUUUUACUUAGAUAGUGCUCAUGAUUACUAUCGAAAAGCACUGCAAUACAUGCAUAUAACAAACGCCUACAAGGACAUAACCAGUGGUAGCAAUCUCUGUCAUGAAAAUAUACAAAAAGUCUCAGCACUAGGGAUGCACCAAAUCCAAUUCCAAUCAAAUCCAAAUCUUAGAUUUGACUGGAGUUGA
This is a messenger RNA of Adineta ricciae, 738 nucleotides long. The record is from the annotation of a GenBank genome assembly. NCBI's taxonomy places the organism in Eukaryota, Metazoa, Rotifera, Eurotatoria, Adinetida, Adinetidae.